Messenger RNA from Amoebophrya sp. A120, 9670 nucleotides. The record is from the annotation of a GenBank genome assembly. Lineage: Eukaryota; Dinophyceae; Syndiniales; Amoebophryaceae.
CUGCGACUGGUGGGGUAGUACUAGAUCCUGUUCGGGCUCCAUCUGGAGGUGCCGGCGGGGGAGGCAAGAAGACGUUCGCAUCGGCAACAACAUCGCCGGGGAAGAAUUCUAAAGGGCCGCAGCACAAUAGUGGUCAUGCGCGACCGCUUGCUGCAGAUGAAGCACAGCAACAAGUCCCACCGGCUGCAAGUGGAGGUGGUACCAAUAAUUACACAACUACCAAGAAUUCUGCGACCACUUCUAGCACAACAACCAUUGCCACCACGACACCGCCUGUCGUGUCUGAGUACGCUGAGGCAAGGUCCAGGAUCCUACAACAGGCCGCCGCCGCGAGUGCUGCAGCAACUAGAUCUGCAGGUCGUGUUGAAAAUAAUUUAGUGGCAUCUUUAUUGGGAGGUAGUCCUGAUUCAUCUUCCGCCUCGAGUGUCAGUCUCAAAAAUCCUGUUGCACCGGCAGCGCCAUCAACUGACGUACAGUCGAACGACCACAGAAUCGGUUCCUGGCCGUCGCCGUCCACGUCCACGUCCUCCUCGGGGAAUACCAUUGAAGUCGCGACGAUCUCCACAGUCGCCGGCUUACUCCCGUAACACACCCCCUUCCAAGGCCGUCCGAAAAACUCCGAAAACAUUACGACAACAAUCCGAAAGUGGAGACAAAAAACAACGGGGCAGCGACUCGAGAAAGCUUCUUCGCAGUUCAGAAGAUAAUCGCUCCGCCGCGACUCGGUUCGUUGGCGCAGCAACAUUAACAAAAAGCGCUUCGCAGCUUUGAACUGCCGGCGUUUUGCGCAGUCCACAAAAAGCGGCCCGCGGCAGGUCUGGACCACAUGGCAGCGAAAACGCGCAAAAGUGUGGGCCGCAUACCAUCGGCGCAGUGUGUCCACGCGCCAGCCCCGGGCGGACUACGUAGGAGCCCAGCGCGCAAACGCGUGCGGCAGCAGCAUGGCAACGAGGCCGCGGCGGCACGCCGAUGGUUUUAGAGAGGGAAGAGGCGGGCCGUUUGCCUUUUUGCAAUGCGGCCGAUUGGCUGAGAUGCGAACCAGGCGGAUCGUUCUGGGCUUCUCGCUUUCAGCGAGCGCCGGACUUAGGUGGGGAAAAGGCGCGCCGUAUGGCUGUGCUGCUGGGCGUGCGCGCACCACCACAAAAGGCGUGCACCCCACACCAUCGGGGCUGCGUGUACACGCGCCCCACCGAGCUGUUUACGCAGGCACCCAGCGCGCAAAAGCGUCGGCCGCAUACCAUUGGCGCUGUGUGUCCACGCGCCAGCCCCGGGCGGACUACGUAGGCGCCCAGCGCGCAAACGCGUGCGGCAGCAGCAUGGUAACGGGGCCGCGGCGGCUCGCCGAUGGUUUUAGAUAGAGAGGGAACAAGAGGCGGGCCCUUUGCCUUGUUGCAAUGCGGCCGUCCGAUUGGCUGAGAUGCGAACCAGGCGCGUCGUUCUGGUUUUCUCGCUUUCGGCGAGCGGUGGAAUUAGGUAGGGACAAGGCGAGCCGUAUGGCUGUGCUUUUGCGCGUGCGCACACCACCACAAAAGGCCAGCCCCUCACACCAUCGGGGCUGCGUGUCCACGCGCCAGCCCCGAGCUGUUUACGCAGGCGCCCACCGCGCAAAAGGUUGGGCCGCAUACCAUCGGCGCUGUGUGUCCACGCGCCAGCCCCGGGCGGAUUACGUAGGCGCCCGCCGCGCAAAUUCGUGGGCAAGCAGCAUGGCAACGAGGCCGCGGCGGCACGCCGGUAGUUUUAGAGGGGGGCAAGGCGAGCCGUUUGGCCGUGAUGCUGGGCGUGCGCUAACAACUACCACAAAAGGCGCGGACGCCACACCAUCGGGGCGGCGUGUACACGCGCCCCCGGCCUGUUUAUGAUAUGGGGGCGCCCCCCCCGGCGCGCAAAAGUGCGAGCAGCAUAUCAAGGCGGCCCGCCGAUGGUUUUAGAGGGGGACAAGGCGCGCCGUUUGGCCAUUUUCUUUCUCCCGCCCACCAUCUCAGGCCAGCCCUGAUCUCCUUCGCAAGAAGAUCGACGGGCUUAGGCGGGAACAGGGCGAGCCGUUUGGCUUUUCUUCUUUUCUGGAAGUCGCGGGCGAUUUCAUGUUCCGCAAAGGAGUGUAUCGCGUCCGCGUCUCCGGAGUGCAGCAAAUCCGCGACUCCGCAAAGAAUCCGAAACUGCCUCCCAUUUUUUCGCUCCGAAAAUUUCGCCGCCUGCUAUGAUGAAGGCGGUCGCUUUUUUUCGCAUCUUCCCGACGCCUUUUUCGGAGUCUUUUCGGAGUCUCUUCGGAUUCUUAAAAGUUGCGUUUCGUGGGGAUUUUGGGUAGGCUGAAAAAAAGCUAUUAACGAGGGCACACAUCAUGCAAACCCGACCAAAACAGCGAAGGCCUAGAAAAAACAUCGGACGCAGUGCCGUCGUGGGUAACAUUACCCCCGAUGGUAUUCGUGCCGUUUCCUGGGCGCCCAAUUUUCCCCGGUCUGGCAGCGCUUACAUAACCCGACGACGCGGCUGUCUAUCUUGUUGGUAGUCUCUCUCGAUCUGUAAAGCACAGCCCGGCUGUCCGUUGUGUUUCCAUUUAUUGUUGUAUGUUAGAGCGCUGUAGAAUUAGACCCGUCUGGCCCGCAUCUCAGCCCAUCAGCCUCAUUGCGAAAACGGUCGGGGCCUGCUUGGUAUGUUGGGGGAAAGUAAAAAGAAACCCAACGGCCCGCCUCUUCCCCCUUUAAAACCAUCGGCGUGCCGCCGCGGCCUCGUUGCCAUGUUGCUGCCCCACGCGUUUGCGCGUUGGGCGCCUACGUAAUCCGCCUGGGACUGGCGCGCGUACACACAGCGCCGAUGGUAUGCGGCCCACAUUUUGUCGCGUUGGGUGCCUGCGUAAACAGCCCGGGGCUGGCGCGUGUACACGCAGACCCGAUGGCUUGGGGCGCGCGUCUUUUGUGGUGGUGCGCGCACGUCCAGCAUCACAGCCAUACGGCUCGCCUUGUCCCCACCUAAGUCCACCGCUCGCGGAAAGCGAGAAAACCAGAGCGGCUCGCCUGGUUCGCAUCUCAGCCCAUCGGCCUCAUUGCGAAAACGGCCGGACGGGGCUUGCUUGAUAUGCUGGGGAAAAGUAAAAAGAAAGCAAACCGGCCCGCCUCUUCCCCCUCUAAAACCAUCGGCGUGCCGCCGCGGCCUCGUUGCCAUGUUGGUGCCCCACGCGUUUGCGCGUUGGGCGCCUACGUAAUCCGCCCGGGGCUGGCGCGUGUACACACAGCGCCGAUGGUAUGCGGCCCACAUUUUCGCGCGUUGGGUGCCUGCGUAAACAGCUCGGGGCUGGCGCGUGUGCACGCAGCCCCGAUGGUGUGGGGCGCGCGCCUGUGUAAUUGAAAACUAGUUUUGAACGCUGUUUCUCAUAGAUCAAAACUCAGAAAAUGAAGAGGAUGAUAAGGAAAAGCCAAGAAAUCGAUCGAGCAAGAGAAAAGACCGAAAACCAAGGAAAAGCAAGCAAAUUCUUGCCGCGAUUGAAAAGAAAAGGAAAGAGAAAAGAAGAGAAGAAGAAAGCAAAGAAAUUAGGUCUGAUUUACGCUGAAUUCGCAUUACAAACUGCCUUUUCACUACUUUCAAGGAGCUGAGCCACGGCUACGGACACGGUUAGGAAUAUGAAAAGACGCGAAAUAGCAUUAGAAACUGGGAAAGACUAGACUUGGAAUAUUAAAUCUGUAAUGCGUAUUUGUGGAAUUUGGAGUAGUUUUAGAUGUUGUUCGAAUUUGACUUCGGUGUGUUUGCGUCUGAAAAAAUAACCUCUCCAUUUCGAAACUAGAUCCUUCAAUUGGUGGAGAACCUGGGCAUAGUUCGACACAGCUGCGAAGAUGCUUUCUACUGUUUUAGUUAGAUUCCCCACUACAAUGGCCUCGAAGAACCGAAGGAAGAAAGAGAAGGCGCUAAAGAAGGAGAAGAAGCACCACAAGAACGCCGCAAAGAAACCGCAAGAACAGUAUUACAUGAAGGGGGAAAAGUUUGCUUCAGCAAGAGGUGGAAACACACCUGGCCCGCAGGUGAAGUCGAGAACAAUGGAGAUUAGAGCUCUUAAUGGAACAGAACCGCGCAAAGAAUUUGGAUUAGACGAUGCUGAAAAGGAAUAGAACGGAGAUCAACCAGACCAGUCCCAGAACCGGAAGCCGCUUACAUUUUUUAGACCACGGGAAAAGAUUUUUUAUACGGAGAAGGACAAGGAGUUCUUCUGCCACUGGAUAGAUUUAUUUGUUUAACGAGACCCCAGUCGCCACAAAGUUCGCGGGAGAACAGUUUACAGAUGCGCCUGGGGUACGUUCCAAGAUUUAUGGGAUUUUUUCGACUUACGGAUACGGAUGUUGUUUUUCUGCGGUUACGGUUAAGCGAUGGCAGCGAAGAUUUUCGAUUUAUGUAUUGCAGCAGGACCCGAUGCAGAUUUAUAGGCGCGCGACUAUUCCAGCAAGACCGACAGUGACGGAGAACAGCUACAGAAGGCUUUGAGUGGUUGCUUGCUACUUUGCUUUGCCCACUAACGAAACGGGAGUAGCUCGACAAGACGGCGGUAGCCUGUUCACCAGUUCACUACGUAGAGACGGGGAUGAAGAUGCGGCGAUGUGUUUUUUUUUGCAGAAGCAGGUAGAAGCGGGCUUGACUAUGGUGCAGGUGUUUUUGAUUUGGGAGUAGAAGUAGAGACCAGGGCUUGUGGGUACUACUACUUUUUCGAGAUUUGUUUCGAGCACAGCAGGAGCAGAAGACCUCCCUCCCUCACAGUAGCAGUGCAGAGCGGAGCGGCCGUUUACAGUAGUAGACAUGCAGGAUUUGUUUUGAACAGCGGAGACGGAGAAAGCGGCACUCCGUGCAGAGACCGUUGGCGUGAAGAUGAAGAGUAAGAGUUUCUUUCGGACGCAGCAGUAAUUCGGAUUGCAUUUCCGCCUCCAAAUUUCAACCACGGCGUUACGAAGAUGGAGUACUAUUCCAGUCUCGCACGAGAGAACCCGGCUCAAGAUUUUAGACGAAGAGCGGGCUGGAUAGGUAGAUCAGCAGUAGCAGUACCGACGAAGAAAGGAGAGCGGCACAGAUGUAGACAGCUCAAUAUAGUACAUACCUAGAUGCAUGAAAGAGAUUUUCUUUGCUUUCGCAGUUCGAGCCUGCGGCCAGAUUCGACAUGAAGCGGUUGUAGCAGGCGUAACUACUUACGACCCCGACUUGUAGCAACGGGGGCGACAGCAGUAGUACAGGGCGAAACCCAAGACUGCGACUUUUCCCCUUCCCCCUUUGUGUUCGCAACGCCGGUAGAAGCUGUUGCUUUUUCGAAGACGCAGUGAUGAAGAUAAGAAGAUGAAGAAGAAGUUCCAGUCAGGGGGCGUGUAGUCGUACUGCGGUCGACUUUGUCGGUGACUGCAACUUCUUCGCUUGGUGUUCCGUCCUGAUUCAGGCUCCCGAUACACGCUGACCUACCGGGAUUCAAGAUUUCUAGCUUCGGGGCUCGAGGUUUGUGUUCGCAGUUUUAGGAUUUUGGUCCUCUGGUCCUCUCGGGUUUCGGGGAUGACUACCUGCUGAAGAUAGAUCUGCACUUGUGUUCGGGAUGAAGAAAGAAGAGUAGAUGACGAAUGACGGCGAUGAUAAUUUGACUUCGGGUUUCGGGCUUUUAGGCACUAGUAGACCUUGACGAGUACACUCGGGCAGAGGUGCGAAAGCACCAGGACAACAAGAAGAAAACUCGGGACAACACUAAAACACGGGCAUAGACUAUGAAAGCAAAGCAGCAACAGAAAAGCAAAAGCAAAAACCAGGACGCAGAGCAGAGAACAGUAGGAAGAGGUCGCCGAUACGAACGCGAAACACCGCGAAGCAAGAACGUAGAGCAGUAUGGGGGCGUAGAACAAUUUCGAUUUCGACAACAAGCAGCACGCAGCACUGACUCCGAUUUUUAGACGCAGGAACGAAAAAGGAAAACGGAAUACAGUAAUAGUAGCGCGAACAGCAGCAGCAGUGGUGACAACGAGUGCUGCGGUCUUUCGGAUGUAAGAUUUUGGAACACAGCAAUGGGGGCGCGGAGCGACUUUGACUUCAACUUUUACAACUUUCAAAUGCAGGGACUAGGAGACACGGAAAUUUAGACGCAGGAUCAGCAGUAGCAGUGACGAUGGCAAGACGCGCAGUUUUUCGGAUGCAGGGUUUUCAGGAUUCGCAGACACCGACGCGGCAGAGUUUGAAUCUGCUUCCGUUCAGCAUGACAGAUUGGAGUUUUCGGAUGGAGGACGACGGCGAGCUUCGUAUGGCGUUAGGGGGCAGUGCCACCUGCCGAUGCUGGAGAGAUUUGUUUUCGACCGACGGCAGCACGAUCUUCGUUUUCGAUGUGACGCGCCGAUGGUACCGACAGCCGGCCGAUGAAUUUCUGUACGACUUUGGCACCCUUGCGACGAAAAAUUGCUUCUGCACCACGACCGCCGUUCUUUCCCCGUUGACGUAAGGACGAUGCAGAUGUCGAUGACCCCGUGCGAUUUCGGUUCUAAGACUACUCGACGACCACGGACUACGCCUGUAUCUUUCGACGACUUUUUGUACUCCGACCGACAAGAGCCUGACUUCGGGUUCGUUUGGGGAAAUUGCAGCACGAGUUCGAUUCCUAUUGCGAAAUUUGUAAUGCGGUUUUACGCUCGGGGCGACGAAGAUUUGUUUUCGCUUUUCGGCCGGAGAAGAAUUUGUUCCCGACCAUCGCAUGCAGACCUUCCGAUACCAAUCGCGACUCGAGAAUGAGACGACUUCAGAUUUACGCGAUCCCGGUGCUGAUACGGUGUGGAAGGAAGAUUUGUUUCUGGAGUACAUGCGGCGAACAAUUUGUUUUGGACAGGAGCCGACGCGGAUGCGACUUUGUCAUGCUGGAUUUCGAUAAAUGGUUGGACUACGAGAUGACGAACUUGAUCUUGUGCGACGACAAUUCGAAUUUGUGUUGCUGGAUUUGAACUACGACCGGCUUUGGAGUACGACGGGAGAAUUUGCGAUAAGAAGGACGAAGAUGGAUUUGGACAUGGGAUCCUUCAAUUGGUGCUCGCUGUGCGCAUGAUACGGAUUUGCUGACGACGUUACGGUAUUGGUUUCGGAUUUGCGAUGAGAAGAAAUCGAUGCUGCGAUGGAAGUAGAUGAUGUGAUGAGGAUUGGAAGACGAAGUUUAUGGAAGCUGUUUAUGGAUUUAUGCUAUACAGAUUUGGAUUUACGAUUUAGAAUUUCAUGUAGGAUUUAGACCAUCCGUUUCUGUUUCAAGCUUCUGUAAGAUUUGUGGUUUUAGAUUUUGAUCAUGAGAAAAAGCGUUGGGGGCGGUUUGUGUAAUUGAAAACUAGUUUUGAACGCUGUUUCUCAUAGAUCAAAACUCAGAAAAUGAAGAGGAUGAUAAGGAAAAGCCAAGAAAUCGAUCGAGCAAGAGAAAAGACCGAAAACCAAGGAAAAGCAAGCAAAUUCUUGCCGCGAUUGAAAAGAAAAGGAAAGAGAAAAGAAGAGAAGAAGAAAGCAAAGAAAUUAGGUCUGAUUUACGCUGAAUUCGCAUUACAAACUGCCUUUUCACUACUUUCAAGGAGCUGAGCCACGGCUACGGACACGGUUAGGAAUAUGAAAAGACGCGAAAUAGCAUUAGAAACUGGGAAAGACUAGACUUGGAAUAUUAAAUCUGUAAUGCGUAUUUGUGGAAUUUGGAGUAGUUUUAGAUGUUGUUCGAAUUUGACUUCGGUGUGUUUGCGUCUGAAAAAAUAACCUCUCCAUUUCGAAACUAGAUCCUUCACGCCUUUUGUCGUGGUGUGCGCAGGCACGCCCAGCACCACGUCCAUACGGCUCGCCUUUUCCCCACCUAUGUCCGCCGCUCGCUGAAAGCGGGAUGGAAAACCGGAACGGCCCGCCUGCUCUCGUCUUCUAUCUGCGUCCAGUCCCUUCCUGUUUCUAUCUCGGUCGUGCUGGUUGCUCUUUUUUAUAACCUAUGGCCAGCGCCUUUGUUUCUAAAGUUAUGAGCAUAGAUUGUUGCAGCUAAAGUUAUGGUCUACGACCAUGGCAGCGACUUGCUCUCUGCGAUCUACUUUUUCCUCGACCGCGAUGGCUUGGCAAAGGCGGCAGAGGCCAACGCGAUCGCAAAACGACACAGGGGCGGGCCGUUCGAUCAGGAGCGGGCGGAGGGUCUUCGGCUCAUUUUUGGCAAGUCCCUCCGCAGCAAUUUUCAUUCACAGUUUCGUAAUCUCGUCGGAAUCCUUUCGGAGUUUUUUCAUUUGUGAGCAUGGGGGUGCGUUAUGGGAGUAACCGGCACAGUUGUGCAGUGGGACGCGCACGAUCCGGAAUCCGCAAAUCUGUCAGCGGCGGAAAUCCGACGGAUGCGGCAGCUCAUGGACGAAAGCAACAGUAAGCCAAUGACUGAAAUGAAAAACACCAGCAGCAGCACGAAAAAUGUGCUAAAAAGCACCAGUGGGGCCCCCACAGGAGGAGGAUCUUCUACCUCUUCACCACAAAAGGAGCCACUAGGGUCGUGUAACAACAAGAACAAAUCAGCACCUAGUGUUGUCUGCAACACGGACGGUGGACCAGGACCACCCGCGCUCUCUACAACACCAGCUGGCCCUACUUCUAAUCGUGCAGAAGAUAAUUCCAGAACGACAGCCUCGGGGUCGUCCGCCAUCGGCGCAGCUGCGCCCGGAACUGCUGCUGUUGUUGGUAAAAAUUCACUUCUCGCAAAUGCGCUCAUCAAGGCCGCAGCGAAAAAGAGGAGCGUCGUUUCGGCUACAUCUUCUGCGGAGACCACAGGGAUGAAGAAUGAUGCGGCUGCAGCGGGACCAGGACCACGUGGUUUUGUACCUAGCACAGAAAAUUGCGCGGUGAAUCUUCAAAAUUCAACGGCGUCGUCGAGUUCUACGACCACAUCCACAGCAGCAGGAUCCUCGAGUGCGAAUCGUGGGGUGGACUACCACGACGAAGCAGGUGCAACAAGUGUUGCCACUUUGAAAAACAAAAACCCCCUGGCUCAUCCCCUGUCCUCGAGCUCGAAAACGGCCCCCGCGACUACACGCGCGGCAGUUCCGUCAACCGCUGUUGUGGAUCACCAUGGUUCAGGUCAGGACGGCGAUAAAAAUGUCAAGGAAAUAAGAAGUUUGGACAGUUCACUAGCCAGCCUAGCUUCAGGAACUACUACAUCAAAUACGAAAUCUGAAACAUCCUCAAGCUGCCAAAAGCUUCCGACGUCGGUCGAGUCGAGCUUUCUCGACACCCUUCUGCGCGGCCGCUUCGACAACUCCUUUGGCGGGGGCCACCAGAUGUUUUACCACCACAAUGACAGUUUGUUUCUAAACCGCGGCACCACCUACAACGUGCGGUGCCUGUUUUCCUGGCCCGAUGCGACGGGGGCAGGGGAGGAGGAGGAGGAGGACGCGAAGAUGAAGGACGGGCAGGAUGAUGAGUCGCAGGAGGACGGCGCUAGUAGUUCUAGCAAUUCAAGUUCUUCCAGCACUGCUUCCUUCGAGGACGUUCAAAACCUGCGGUACGGGUGGUUUUGCGUCGAUUUGGCCGCGUAUUUACUGCCCGCGUUUCUGGUCAAGUACGUCGGCGGAAACGCGUGUGCGCUGGAACACGCGUGCAGUUCGAUCAGCAGACAGCUGGAGCAGGUGUGGCAGCAUUGCGUUUUCGCCAUGCGCGGCACAGGGGACCCGAUCACCGUCACCCGCGUGCUAUUUAC